UUUUCGUUUGUUUUUAGCAAAAUAAAUAAAUAAACGUAUUUUAAACAUGUCUCGCGAAGAAAAACAAUUGGAUGCUACCCUAGACGCAGUGCUAAAUCGUUUAAAUGAUUUGAAAAUGUCAAUUGGAGCUAUGAUACACAAAUUGGAAACCGAAUAUGAAACCAUAAAUUGGCCACAGUUUUUGGACAAUUUUGCUCUAAUCUCAAGUCAUCUUACCGGCCUGUCGAAAAUCUUAUCGAAAGAAAUAUGUCCACCUCUGCGAAAUCGUACCGUACUGCCUCUAAUGUUAUCACCCGAUAGAGAUGAACUGCUGGUGAAUCUGACCCAAGGUAGAGUACCUGUUUUCUCACAUGACAUAGUACCCGAUUAUUUGCGCACCAAACCUGCUCCCCUGGCUGAACAGAAAAUGUUACAAAACGAACAGAAAGCCAACAGCCUGACAAAUGAAGCGGCCAGCAAACAAGUGGCUCAAUACAAUAAGGUAGUGUCACAUGUUUUGGAGAUCGUUAGCAAACAACGUGAAGACUGGGAAAUCGAUUCUUCAUCGAGAGCCGGCAUCCAGCAAACCAGUAGUAUGGCCGAUACUCAUGCGCUUGUUGCUGCGGUCGGUAUGGGUAAAGGCUUAAAAUUAACUAUGCCAAUGUCGAUACCCGGUGGUGGACCGGGCAGUAUGAUGGUACCACCAGCUAUUAGGCCACCGGCACCUAUGAGUUCUGUCAGUCCUGGCGGUGUCAAUCAGCUGGGCAAAGCUCCAUCUGCUAUUAAGACUAAUAUCAAGUCUGCUAUGCAAGUUCAUCCAUUUCAAAGAUAAAACCGGCUGGGUUAAGGUUUGUUAGUUAUAGAAUCUAAAUAAUA
Calliphora vicina (urban bluebottle blowfly) is the source of this 855-nucleotide messenger RNA. It is a transcript of the gene MED8, whose product is annotated as mediator complex subunit 8. Gene Ontology annotation, biological process: regulation of transcription by RNA polymerase II. The record is from RefSeq and is a predicted model, not a curated record. NCBI's taxonomy places the organism in Eukaryota, Metazoa, Arthropoda, Insecta, Diptera, Calliphoridae. Gene Ontology annotation, molecular function: transcription coregulator activity; RNA polymerase II cis-regulatory region sequence-specific DNA binding. Gene Ontology annotation, cellular component: mediator complex; core mediator complex. Bases 47 to 811 code for a protein of 254 amino acids. The transcript is spliced from 2 exons.